UUUUAUGAUCAAUGCGAUAAGCCCGAAAGAUCGAAAGCGACGCGUUUCCACCUUGACGAGUAGUUCUGAUUUUAUCCGGAUUCCACCGCCCAAUUUGUUCUGCAAGCCUGUAACAGGUAGAGAAUUCUGGUAUUUACUGGUGUCAUUUCCUUGUUUUUUCCAAACAGGCAAGCCCGUGUCAGCUGGAGAGUUCUGGGACAUAGUUGCAAUAACAGCAGCUGAUGAACAACAGGAAUUUGCUUACAAGCAACAGCUGUCAGAAAAGCUGAAAAGAAAGGAGUUACCCCUUGGAGUUCAGUAUCACGUUUUUGUUGAUCCUGCUGGAGCUAAAAUCGGAAAUGGAGGAUCAACACUUUGUGCCCUUCGAUGUCUAGAAAAACUGUAUGGAGAUAAAUGGAAUUCUUUUACCAUCUUGUUAAUUCACUCUGGUGGCUACAGUCAACGACUUCCAAAUGCAAGUGCUCUGGGGAAAAUUUUCACUGCUUUACCACUUGGUAAUCCCACUUAUCAGAUGUUGGAGUUAAAACUAGCCAUGUACAUUGAUUUCCCCUCACAUAUGAAUCCUGGGAUUCUGGUUACCUGUGCAGAUGAUAUAGAACUUUAUGAUAUUGGAGAAUCUGAGUUUAUUUGCUUUGACAAACCUGGCUUCACGGCUUUAGCUCACCCUUCUAGUCUGACAGUGGGCACCACACAUGGAGUCUUUGUCUUAGAGCCUUCUGAUUGUUUAGAACAUAGAGACCUUGAAUACCGGUCUUGCCAUCGUUUCCUUCAUAAGCCUAGCAUAGAAAAAAUGUGUCAGUUUAAUGCUGUGUGUAGACCUGAAAAUUUUGAUCAGCAGGACUUUGCUGGGGCUGACCCUGCUUGUCUUAAAUUAGACUCUGACUACGUGUACACAGAUAGCCUAUUUUACAUGGACCAGAAAUCAGCAAAAAAGUUACUUGAUUUUUAUGAAACAAUAGGCACGCUGAACUGUGAAAUAGAUGCCUAUGGCGACUUUCUGCAGGCUUUGGGACCCGGGGCAACUGUGGAGUACACCAGAGACACAUUAAAUGUCACUAGAGAAGAGUCAGAAUUGGUUGAUGUGAGGCAGAAAAUAUUUCAUCUUCUCAAAGGUACAUCCCUAAAUGUUGUUGUUCUUAAUAACUCCAAGUUCUAUCACAUCGGGACAACUGAAGAGUAUUUGUUUUAUUUUACUUCGGACAACAGUUUAAAGGCAGAGCUUAGCUUGCAGUCCGUAACUUUUAGCAUCUUUCCAGGUGGAACAGAGUGCUCUGGUAAAACAUCCUGUGUCAUCCAAAGUAUCCUGGACUCAGGAUGUUCUGUGGCCCCUGGCUCCGUUGUGGAGUAUUCCAGGCUGGGGCCUCGUGUCUCAGUUGGCGAAAACUGCAUCGUCAGUGGUUCCUGCAUCCCAACAAAAGCUGUCCUGCCUGCAUCUUCCUUUGUGUGUUCCUUAAGCCUGAAGAUGAAUAGAUGCUUCAAGUAUUCCACCAUGGCAUUUGGAGUCCAAGACAACUUGAAAAGGAGCGUUGCAACACUGUCAGAUGUAAAGUUACUUCAGUUCUUUGGAGUCUGCUUCCUGUCGUGCUUAGAUACCUGGAAUCUUAAAGCUACGGAGGAAAUGUUUUCUGGGAACAAGGCAUGUCUGAGUUUGUGGACUGCACGCAUUUUCCCAGUUUGUUCUUCUUUGAGUGAUUCAGUUACAGCAUCUCUACAGAUGUUAAAUGCUGUUAAGAAUAAGUCAACAUUCAGCCUGAAUAGCUAUAAGCUUCUGUCCAUUGAAGAAAUGCUUAUCUACAAAGAUGUAGAAGAUAUGAUAACAUAUAGAGAGCAGAUUUUUCUAGAAAUUCGUUUAAAAAGCAAUUUGAUUUAGAGAUACCUUGAAAACUGUAUACUUUGCCUUUGAGCAACUUUCAAAUAGGCAUUUCUGUAGGCCUUUAUUUUUUGUGUGUUUGUUUCACUGACCUAAAUAAAUCAAAAUUGUAUUAACAUAAUUGCUGUAGCAAAACAAUAACACAAAAAUGCAGACAAAUAGCUUUUUGUUGUAAGAAUAUUUCAAGACUAAGUUUAGAAAAGAGGUAGUCAUUUGGUGUUUAUUACUAUCUUGAUUUUCUUUUUGGUGAUGAGUUUGUGGAAUGUUGUUUUUUUUGCACAAUAAUCAAGUAAUUUUAAAGGUAAUUUUCUAAACAUACCUUUAGAAUUUUCCAUCUUCUUUUGAGCUUUGGUUCCAAUAAGGUUCUAUGUAUUGACAAUUCUCUCUUCAAAUAUAGUCCUGUUUUGAUAAAGUGAUAAAAAUGGCACACUGUAUCAUCAAGUUACUGUAGAAAUGCUGUAGAAAUACUUUUUCAGAAAUAAACUUAUAGUUGACAAUUUCAGAUUAGAUCAUUGCUUAAUGUGAUUAUGUUAGUUUGUAAACAACUAGAAACAAAGAGCCCUGAAACUAAUGAUAAAAUUUGUAUCUCAUUUAUUGAUCUUAUGAAAAUGAAACAAAUUUCAUAGGCACACUGAACUGUGUGUGUUAUCCUUAAGUUUGAACAUGUGUUUGUAUAUUUUACAUUUUUUCUAAAGUUCUGUAGGAAAACACAGAAGUGCGUGAGAGUGUGUGUGCAUGCAUGUGUAUAUACACGCACACACACACAAAACUCAGUUAUCUGUGGGGAGGAUAGUAGGCAUAAUUGAGAUUCAUUGAUAACCAUAUAAUUUUAACUGCAGAUUUUACUUUCUUCCUCUCCUAUUAACCCUGAUAACAAAACUGUUAAAUUACCAAAUGGACUGAUUUUACUUUUCAAUUCUUAUUUUCUUUCUGCGUACUGUUGAUGCUGAGAAGCAGUAAUUGGCUAAAAUGUGACAGCAGGAGGUAGGCGGAAGAAUAGAAGCACUAAGAUAAUACACAGAUGAUAAACAGCUUCAAGAAAAUUAAAAUUGGCUGGAAUCCCAAGUUAUGUAUUCCUAUUUUGGCAUAAGCACAUAAAUGAAAUGUCUUCAUAUUAAAGUUUAAUAAUUGAUUGGAAACAAGUUUUGUCAGAUUUUUGUGUUGUGAAUUAAUGUAAAUUGAUAUAAGAACUAGUCUCUGCUACUGUUAUUUAUAUAUUAACAUAUCGGUAUAAAAAUAAUUGGUAAACUAGGAGUGACUUGUCUGCAACCCUCAAUUAUGAUACAUGUUUGUGUGUGAGUAGGUUCUUCCCAUGGUAACAUAAAAAUACAUGGUAGAUAUUUUUUAAUGUUUAUUGAUUUGCUUGCCGAGAUUUCAGAGGAUGUUAAAGAGCUAUCAUUCAUUAAAUGCUCAAAAUUGUAAUUUGACCUAAUCUGAAGUGCCAUUGGUUACAGGAAUUGCCAUUAUUUUAUGUUUCACUACAAAAAGUAAAAGCAUUUAUCAAUAAAAUAUGACAGUGCCUUUUUUAUCAGUA
This is a messenger RNA of Carlito syrichta (Philippine tarsier), 3404 nucleotides long. RefSeq names its product fucose-1-phosphate guanylyltransferase (gene FPGT). The transcript has 4 exons. The annotation marks the transcript as partial. Lineage: Eukaryota; Metazoa; Chordata; Mammalia; Primates; Tarsiidae. Gene Ontology annotation, molecular function: transferase activity, transferring phosphorus-containing groups. The record is from RefSeq and is a predicted model, not a curated record.